GCUGAAUAGUCGAUGCUGGAACCUCGGAGUGCGAGUGUCUGUGUUUCUUCGUCCUUUGCGUUUCGUUGUCGUGAAUUCAUACGCGAAUAUAAUUCGCGUACGUAUACGUGCACACGGUAGAGAGCCUGGUUACGUACGAUUGUCGUGAACAGGUGGACGUCGAGGUCGCUCGCCUUCCUGCGCGGAACGAGGUUAGUUGACUUCGAAUCGAAUUUCGGGCAACACGUCGUCUCUAAAGGGGAACGACAUCGCGUUCAAAAAGUUCGCUCUCGUGAAAAACGACGCUUCUGUUUUGUCUACGUCGUCGAUCGCGCGAGUGUUGACACCGUACCCAUGGGGGGGACAAGGAUAACUUAACGAUCAAGUUCGAUUUCGCAUUUUUCGCGUGUGAUACCCGAUCGUCGAGAUAUAUUGGACGAGAAUAGUAUCGCGUGGUACCGGAGAUUGCACGAGUUCCUCGAGAAUCCAGUGUUGGUGUUACAUUUUCCCCAUAUCCGAGAGAAGAAUAUUCACGGGGGAAAAUUUGAAUGGUGGGGUGCCUGUUCUGCAGGGUCUGGUAUCAGGGCACGUUCGUGCAUUGACAGAAUCGAAUCGCAUUGACCGCAUUUCAGCAAACAGCGAAUCGAAAUAAAUCAAACAAACAAACGUUUCAAUCUACAUUUUGAAGCCUCUUUAGUAGCAGUUCGAUUCGUUUAAUCCGAUACUACGAUAGAGUAAAAAACAUCGAGGAACGAGGGAAACUUCUGUCAAUGUAAUAAUUAAGAGCAGCACCGAAUCCGAUAAUCGAAUUCCACCUAGCGGACUAAGGGACGUUCACCUCUCUAAGACCCGGAGGAAGAAGGCUAAGGGGAUCGAACGAAUUCGUCCCUCUUGCAGCCCUCCUCCGGUCAGUGGUACAUAAACGCACUUGAAGCUUGCCUUCUACAAACCCCAUUCCACCCUCUCGAAGGAUUUCAACCUUAACAUCGCCGAAGACACUGGAACGAUCGUUAUUCAGAUGUUGUUGGAUCAUUCGUCGCGUAUUUAACACUUUAUCCAGCAGAGGAAAAUUCGAUCCCGAGAUUAAUCUACUUGGACUCGAGAUAAAAUUCGCCAGGCUCGCUUUAAGCGCCAAAAUCGCUUCUAAAUUCGCAUUCGAGAAACGUGAGGAGACUUUUAUAGACUGCUCGAGGCAGUUGAAGCAUCGUCAACCUGGUCCACGAGGUCCAGACGUUAUCACCGAAGAGGAAGGGCACCCAGAUCAGGUGCCGAUAGAAUUCUAUACGUUGCCAUCAGUUGUAUAACACCUCGAAUCAUCUUGUGUAUCAAACCACACACGCUAAUCAAAGCGGCGUUAGAUGUGUCCAAGGGGUCUGCACUGAAGUCAGACGCCUCCACACAGGAGGAAGAGGUUCCUUUGAUCCGAUAAUCGUACAAUGGGGCUACCUUGGUCGAUCAGUGGAUCGAAUUCGGUGAAUCGGUAAAGUUGAUCCAGAAUUUUCUCCGACGAGCCAACGAAUCUCGAAUUUCCGAGGAUAACAACGAACCGUGAACGAAUGUGCAGGUCCGCGGAAAGGGAGGAUGCCCAGCUGGCUUUGGACAUGGGAUAGAUGAUAGAUCGCGAACGAUGGGGUGGUAGAGUGGAUAAAAAGAGUAAAAUGGAUUGGGGGCCUCAGCUCAGGUAGCCAGAGCUACCGCUGACCAUUGGUAACUUUUCUUCAAGUUUUCUCUACUCUUCAUGGAGGAGGUUCGCCCAACGAUGGUGAACGUAAUUUCGUAAAGACUGUUGCUUGGUUCUCUGCCAUUGGUGUAAAGAGGUAGCUGGUUCUUAGGCUUCGUACCAAAGGGAUUUAUCCUGGCUUGAAUAGGGUGGAUUCGAAGAAGAAGCUCGACGCUAGUCUAUCGAAGCUACUCCCCUGGCUCGUAAGAAAAAGACUGAAUCGUUAGUUUCGUGAUCGUUAAUUCGUCUAUAAAAUAUAUCUAAAUAUCGUGUCUCUUAGAAUUUCACCGUAGCCUCAUUCGUCACUCGUGCAUAUCUUUCUGGAUCUCACAAAUAUCAGCACCGUUGCGUUUUCAACUAUUGUACACAUCUUGGUCGUACAAACGAGCGCAGUAGCGAAAUAAAAAAAAUAUAUAUAUAUAUAUUGUAUAUAUUUAUCUAUUUACACAUAAAGUACCAGAGACUAUUUUGCUGCCUAAUAGAAGUCUUCGCGGAAAAAGUGUCGCGGACGGCACGGCGGAAGGUAAAUAUUUCUCUUUUUCUGUGAAAAAGUUUUCCCCGUGUCGGAGGAGACUCCAGCCGCGAAACGAAAAGGACUUUCGUUUGUAACGAGACUAUUUCAUUUCGGGGAGUGUUUAACGAGAUUGUACGGACACUCGGGACUUCGGGGUCAGUGAGAAGUGAAUCAGUGCGAUCGCUAGGCCGCAAGAGAGCAGGAUGGGUUGUGGUCAGAGCAAAAUCGGCAACAUCUAUCCGAAGAACAAGAAAAACAAAAACAACAGCAGCAAGAAAAACGGCGAUUCUGUGGGUUCCGCGUCCGUUGAACAGAGAAAUGGAAACGGUAGCGCCAAGAACCAUAAGACCAACAACAACGGGGUCGAGGUGAACAGAAACGAGGAAGAAAAUGGCACAGGCGACGCCAAGGGUCAAGCCAAGAAGAAACCGAGCGCACCUGGAAGCGGACCUCUGUUGCAACAAGCAGAGAUAUCCACCAGUCAGCUCGACUUCUUCAAGAUGCUCGACGAGAAGAUCGAGAAUGGUCCAGAUUAUGACGAGAGUCUCGAUAUGACGGCCAGAGCUGAGCGAGUUUCCAGCCUCCUUCGUCAAUGGGAACUGGCUAGCGUGACCUGGUCCAGCAUGACAGAGUUAAGCAAUGCAUCUCCUUCCUCGAGAAACCGUUUCUCCAUAUCAAACGCGUCGCGGCAGAGUCUAAGCCCGAAAGAUAGAGAAGGGAUGAGGAACAUAAUCGGCGGUAGACCGGAGAGCGCUCCUAUAUACAUGAGAAACGCGAACCGAGUGGACGGUCUCCAGGAGACUCAUCACUGCCCCUCGCCCAACAUGCCCAGACACGUGUUGGAGUCGAUCACUCAGAGUCCAACGCAGAGCCUGAAGAACGUAACACCGCCAGGCUCGUCCCCUACCAGUUUGCGCUAUCAAGACAGCUACAAGGAAUGCAACGCCAAUCAGCCGUCCACGAAGACCAUGAAGGUGCACUACGGUGGACAGAAUCCCGUGAACGGUGAAUACGUGGCCCAACAGGCACUCUAUCGCGAACAGUAUUUGCAGCAAACCGGUAUCAUCUCGGUCCAAUCGCAAUAUUCGGCCGGUUCUCCAGGUGGAAACGUUCUCAGGAACAGUCCGUACGUGCAGCAAUACCAGCUCACUAGCCCUCAGCAUUUCUCGACACCGAGGAAGCGAGGCUUCAACGCUGCGCAAAUGACGUGACCGGUAUGGCCAUACACCACCACCAGAUAAGACUGAAAAGACACCUCCGCGAGUCGUGAAGAGAAAGAGGAAUGGCGAACGAGCUGGACUCGACGAUGGAUCGUUUGAUCUUCCCCUCGUCGAGGCGAUCUUCAGAGAAAAGAAAGGAGAGAGAGAGCCCCAAGAGGCGGCUGGAGACUGACCAACAGACGGAGAAAGAUAACGAAUGUUUCUCUGUAUGUUCCUAAAGAUUCCGUACAUUUUCGUUUGCGAUCACCUACCAGGCGAACACGAGAAACAAAGACGCACCGCUGAUCGCUGUGUACUGGACGCGGUGCCGGAUUUACACACGUACGAAGCUUCUGUGACGAUACAGAGGCUGUCAUCUUUAAAAAUAAACCACGUGCGUCGCUUGGACGACGACUGAAGUACUAUAUUUCUGGAUUCACGCGUAUGGUUAUUUCUCAGAUAGCGCGCAGGCCAAUCAAAUAUUUCUCGUGGAAUAUAGAAAGCGUCAACUAUCAAUCGGUUAGAAAAAUUUCGAUGAGGAAAGCAACGAAAUAUACCAGUAUAAUGAUGAAUAAAUGAACGGAUUUGUAUGUAUCAUCGAUGUAAUAUAUAUCAUUUAUUUCUUAAGCGGUCUUAUUAACAAAAUUUAGAUCCAUAAAUUUAAUGCUAUAUUUCUUACAAAUAUUAAACAUAUGUACAAGAUAUACGUGGUAAUGAAAUGUAUAAUAUGUGCACAAUAAUAUACAAAUAGAACAUACUACACUAUUAAUUUAAUUCUGAAAUCGCGGUUCGACGAUGCUGCGGACUAAAGUGAUUGUAUCUAAAAGUAAUAGUUUUACGCGUGAACUGCACAAAAAUUGCAGAAGUACUUACACGUUACAAUUUCCCGAACAAGAAGAGGGAAAUAUUAUUUCGAAAAACUGUUUAGAUUCUGUGAAAUAUAGUAGUACUUCAGUCACUUUACGGAUGACACACGUAUUCCCUUUUUUUUUUCUCUAAAAAAAAUUGCAGCCUUUGCAUCGUUACAGGCGCUACAGGCCUAUGCCGCAUUCAGUACAUUACACGGAUCAGUAAAACACACACACACACACACACGCACACACACACACACACACAGUAGCACAUUAUAUUUUUGCAAAAAUGAGAAAUGAUUUUUGACCAAAAUGGAAAUGAUAUUUAAAACGUAAAGAACAUUUACAAAUUCGAUCUCAUAUCUCAACGUCAUCGUCAAUAUCAUUCGAAUACGUAUUUAUUAAAUUGAUAAUUCAUCGAUGAUAAUACUUAAUUAUACUAAGUUUUCACGUAAUGAAACUUAUUCCUAGACAAAACGUCCUUUUUGCCUAUAGGAUAAUGUGCCACUGCACAUAGACUCACAUAUAUAGACACAUAUUGGUGAUGGCCUAAAGAUUCGUCGCUCCUGACGCAACAGUGUCAUCCUUCUACGUAAAUUCUUCUAAAGUCUACCAGAAUUCUUCGCUAUCAGUGCCAAAAUGCUACGUAAGCAAUUUAAAGUGUUGCGGUAAAGGGAGACAUUGUCCGUUGAACCAAUACUGUUCUUUGUAAUUCGUGUAAAUGGAAACUUUUUCGAUGUGUAUAUGAUAUACAUAUAUAUAUACUUUUUUUUGUUCCGUUCAUUCUUGUACAAUACGAGGCACGAAACUUGUCCCGACGUCAUAAAAACAUCAACGCUGUCAGCUGAGGAACAAAAUCCACGUGAAGCGUAAACUAAAUCCGCGGUAGACUUAUGCUCGAACGUUUCACGAUUUCCGUAUGUAAUGAAACGUACGCCAAUCAUUUUUCCAUGUAGAAACUCUGAAUUAUAAAUCAGUUUCUCAACUAACUGCGUAGGAGUUCUCACAAAUUCAGGAAAAGUUUUGGGCUUCCUAUUGCAUCUCGGUUCUCUUUUUCUAAUCGGGUAGCGUCCCUGCGUACCACCCCAUUGGUAAAUGUAUAUUUCUAUAAGGGAAAAAUGUAAGAAAAACAAAAAAUAUCACUUGGAACCACGAACGAACACAGAUUUCGCUGUAGCGUUUUGUAUAAUUGUAUUAGCGAGAUAUAUUCCAAGAUAUAUAUAUAUAUACUUCGCAUACACGUGUUUAUACAUUUAUGUAUGCAUCGAAAGAACAACAACAAAACGAACAGAAAAUAGACAUCUGAUGUGUAGGAAUCUUUUACUUAUGCCGUGUAUAGAUUCGCUGUAUAUGUACUGUAUGGAUUAUACAUUUAACUUAACGUGAUGACUGUAUAUUUAUAUGUUGACCAUGUUCAAAUGUUAACGAUAUAUAAUAGUUGAUAAUGAUGAGAGUUUUAUAUUUCAUGUUACGAGUACGCUCUAUAUUGUGGAAUACACUUUAAUCGAAUUCGCCUGCAUCACGCUGUCGAACUGUGACUACUAUAUUUCGUUCCAUUGAACAACUCUUUUUUUUUUGUACAAAUAAAUUCAUAAUUUCUCCCCAAUGAAAAA
Molecule: messenger RNA, 5876 nt
Organism: Hylaeus volcanicus
Lineage: Eukaryota; Metazoa; Arthropoda; Insecta; Hymenoptera; Colletidae
Gene: tow
Exons: 5
Coding region: 2417-3424 (335 amino acids)
Source: RefSeq, a predicted model, not a curated record